Molecule: messenger RNA, 7283 nt
Organism: Petromyzon marinus (sea lamprey)
Lineage: Eukaryota; Metazoa; Chordata; Hyperoartia; Petromyzontiformes; Petromyzontidae
Gene: PC
Product: pyruvate carboxylase
Biological process (GO): pyruvate metabolic process; gluconeogenesis
Cellular component (GO): cytoplasm
Molecular function (GO): ATP binding; pyruvate carboxylase activity; metal ion binding
Source: RefSeq, a predicted model, not a curated record
GGGCAGUGCCGGCUGGGUGGCGGUGGGGCAGGAAUUCAUCCCCGGCGCUGGGGCUUGGAUUGGCUAGGGCGAGGGUGUGGCUUCCAGCGAUUGCACAAGCCCUGCUUGUUUCUACCAUUCAUUCGCGCUCGGGAGUUGCAUACAAAUCUCGCAGAAAAGCCCAGGGCUUGAUCGCUUGUGGCCGGCUCCGCGUGCAGACACCCGGCUCACCGCUGCCGCCGAAGCUACGAGCGAGGCAACGUCCGGCGUACACGGAGACCACACGAGCAGGGAGCCAUGCUUCAAUUGGGAGUGGUGAGCGGCGGCCUGCGUGGCCAGUGCCUGCGGAGGCUCACAGCAUGCCGGGUGCCGGGCCAGACGCGGCAGUACAGCAGCGAGCCGCUCGACAGCGUCCACAAGCCCAUCAAGAAAGUGCUCGUCGCCAACCGAGGGGAGAUCGCGACGCGAGUGUUCCGCGCGUGCACGGAGCUCGGCAUCCGCACGGUGGCGGUGUACUCGGAGCAGGACAACGGGCAGGUCCACCGGCAGAAAGCGGACGAGGCCUACCUCAUCGGCAAGGGCCUGGCGCCCGUCGCCGCCUACCUGCACAUCCCCGACAUCAUCCGCGUGGCGCAGGAAAACGCCGUGGACGCGAUCCACCCCGGCUAUGGGUUCCUGUCGGAGCGAUCCGACUUCGCGCAAGCUUGCCUCGACGCCGACAUCCGCUUCAUUGGGCCCAGCCCCGAGGUGGUGCGGCAGAUGGGCGACAAGGUGGAGGCCCGCGCCAUCGCCAUCAGCGCAGGCGUGCCCGUGGUGCCGGGAACGGAGGAGCCCGUCGUCUCGUUGGUGGAGGCGCGCCACUUCUGCGAGACCUACGGCUUCCCCAUCAUCUUCAAGGCGGCGUUCGGGGGCGGCGGACGUGGCAUGCGCGUCGUCCGCAGCUACGAGGAGUUAGAGGAGUCGUUCCAGAGGGCGUAUUCGGAGGCGCUGGCUGCGUUUGGCAAUGGCUCGCUGUUCAUUGAGAAGUACAUCGAGAAGCCACGGCACAUCGAGGUGCAGAUCCUGGGCGACAAGUACGGCAACGUGGUGCAUCUGUACGAGCGCGACUGCUCCAUCCAGCGUCGCCACCAGAAGGUGGUGGAGAUCGCGCCGGGCGCCAACCUCGACCCGUCCAUGCGCGAGCAUCUCACCAACGACGCCGUCAAGCUGGCUAAGCAGGUCGGCUACGAGAACGCGGGCACCGUGGAGUUCCUGCUGGACAAGAGCGGCCGCCACUAUUUCAUCGAGGUGAACUCUCGGCUGCAAGUGGAGCACACGGUGACGGAGCAGAUCACCGGCGUGGACCUGGUGCACUCGCAGAUCCACAUCGCGGAGGGGCGCAGCCUUCCCAGCCUAGGCCUGCACCAGGACACUAUCCGCAUCAACGGCUGCGCCAUCCAGUGCCGCGUCACCACCGAGGACCCGGCGCGCGGGUUCCAGCCGGACACCGGCCGCAUCGAGGUGUUCCGCAGCGGCGAGGGCAUGGGGAUCCGGCUGGACAGCGCGUCGGCGUUCCAGGGCGCCGUCAUCUCGCCGCACUACGACUCGCUGCUGGUGAAGGUGAUCGCGCAGGGCAAGGACCAGCCGUCCGCCGCCAAGAAGAUGAGCCGCGCUCUGGCCGAAUUCCGCAUCCGCGGGGUCAAGACCAACAUCCCGUUCCUGCAGAAUGUCCUCAACAACUCCCAGUUCGUGUACGGCACCGUGGACACGCAGUUCAUCGACGAGAACCCGGAGCUCUUCAACCUCAAGCCCGGCCAGAACCGUGCCCAGAAGCUGCUCUACUACCUGGGUCACGUGAUGGUGAAUGGAGCCAUGACCCCGCUUCCAGUCAAGGCCAAGGUCACCGACGUCGAUCCCGUGGUGCCGGACGUCCCUCUUGGCGGGCCCCCGUCGGGAUUCCGGGACGUGCUGGUGACACAGGGCCCCGAGGCCUUUGCCAAGGCAGUGCGCAAGCACCGCGGCCUGCUGCUCAUGGACACCACGUUCCGCGACGCGCACCAGUCGCUGUUGGCGACGCGCGUGCGCACGCACGACCUCAAGGCCAUCUCUCCGUUCGUCGCUCACUCCUUCAGCAACCUGUACAGCAUCGAGAACUGGGGAGGGGCGACGUUCGACGUGGCGAUGCGCUUCCUGUACGAGUGCCCUUGGAAGCGCCUGCAGAAGAUGCGCAAGCUCAUUCCCAACGUGCCCUUCCAGAUGCUGCUGCGUGGCGCCAACGCGGUGGGCUACACCAACUACCCCGACAACUCCGUCUUCAAGUUCUGCGAGGUGGCCAAAGAGAACGGCAUGGAUAUCUUCCGCGUGUUCGACUCGCUCAACUACCUGCCCAACAUGAUACUGGGCAUGGAGGCGGCGGGCAACGCAGGCGGCGUGGUUGAGGCCUCCAUCUCCUACACGGGCGACGUUUCGGACCCCACCAAGACCAAGUACAACCUCGAGUACUACCUGAAGCUGGCCGACGACCUGGUCCGUGCCGGCACCCAUGUCCUGGGCAUAAAGGACAUGGCAGGGCUACUGAAGCCGAAGGCGGCGCGCAUGCUGGUGGGCGCGCUGCGCGAGCGCUACCCGGACAUGCCGAUCCACGUGCACACUCACGACACGGCGGGCGCCGGCGUCGCGUCUAUGCUGGCGGCGGCCGAGGCCGGCGCGGACGUGGUGGACGUGGCGGUGGACUCCAUGUCCGGCAUGACCUCGCAGCCCAGCAUGGGCGCCCUGGUGGCCUCGCUGCAGGGCACGGAGCUCGACACGGGCAUCGACCUGCAGAAGGUGUUCGACUACAGCGAGUACUGGGAGGUGGCUCGCCAGCUGUACGCGCCCUUUGACUGCACUGCCACCAUGAAGUCGGGCAACUCGGACGUGUACGAGAACGAGAUCCCCGGCGGCCAGUACACCAACUUGCACUUCCAGGCGCACAGCAUGGGGCUUGGACACAAGUUCAAGGAGGUGAAGAAGGCCUACGCCGAGGCUAACAAGCUGCUCGGGGAUCUCAUCAAGGUGACGCCGUCAUCCAAGAUCGUGGGCGACCUCGCGCAGUUCAUGGUGCAGAACAGACUGACCCGCCAGGAGGUGGAGGAGCGAGCCGAAGAGCUGUCGCUGCCCAAGUCCGUCGUGGAGUUCAUGCAGGGCGCCAUCGGGGUGCCCCCCGGGGGCUACCCAGAGCCACUGCGCAGCAAGAUUCUGAAGGACAUGGAGCGGACCGAGGGCCGCCCCGGGGCGUCGCUGCCUCCCCUGGACUUCGUGCAGCUGGAGAAGGAUCUGAAGGGUCGGCACGGGAGGGAUAUCACCCCGGAGGACGUCGUGUCGGCCUCCAUGUACCCACAGGUGUUCGACGAGUACAAGGAGUUCACGGCGCAGUUCGGGCCGGUCGAGUGCCUCAACACUCGCCUCUUCCUGGAGGGGCCCCAAAUUGCCGAGGAAUUCCAGGUUGAGCUGGAGAGGGGGAAGACGCUGAUCAUUAAGGCGCUGGCUCUGGGAGACCUCAACAAGGGCCACCGGGAGGUGUUCUUUGAGCUCAACGGGCAGCUCCGAUCGGUGCUCGUCAAGGACACCAAGGCCAUGAAGAACAUGCACGUGCACCCCAAGGCGCUGAAGAGCGUGAAGGGGCAGGUGGGGGCCCCCAUGCCGGGCAGCGUGAUCGAAAUCAAGGUGAAGGAAGGGCAGCAGGUGGAGAAGGGGCAGCCCCUGUGCGUGCUGAGCGCCAUGAAGAUGGAGACGGUGGUGAACGCGCCCAUGACGGGAAAGAUCAUCAAGCUGCACGUGCAGCCCAGCAUGCACUUGGAGGGCGACGACCUCAUCCUGGAGAUCGAGUGACGGGCGUCACGCCGCGCCGGCCCCUCGUCGCGUUCCGUUUCUUCGGGCCUCACCUCUUCAGUCCAACCCCUCGCCCCUUCCUAACCCCCCCCCAUCUCUCCCUCCCUCGCGCUGUGUGCGUGCGUGAAAUCCGCACCUGCACGGGACGCAGCGCUUGUCCCCUCGCCCGUGCGAUAGUUUCACGGUUCUGACUCCUGCGUCGAAUGAAACGCGUUUGGACGCGCCUGCGGGAAAAAGCCUGCGCUAGCGUCCGCUGCACGAUUCGUCCGGGAGCAAGGCGUGUGCCCGUUCGUGGGUAUCGCCGCGGAAUUCGAGCAUUGCAGCAAUUGACACUGAAAUGAUUACCUCCGCCCUCUGCUUUCCGGGGCUCGCGAGUGAACAGGGCAGACAGCGGCACGCGCGCGCUCUCGCGUUUGUCUCGGGAUGUCGCCCGCAGACGUCCCGGGGUCCUGUCCACGCCAGGCUUGGGGUUGACCAAGUGCAAUUAAAGUAUUUUUUUCACACUGAUCGCAAUUAGGAUUGCUAAAUGAAACUUGACAGUGCCUCGCCGCCGCCGCCGUCGCCGUCAACGCGGUCCGUGCGUCUCGGCAGAGUUCGUGAAGAUAAACCGCGAGUUCGUCACCAGGCGGCUGCACACAUUGCGCGUCGACCACCACGCCUAGAAUCCGCCGGUAAUCGUGGGCGUUUGGCACUGUUAUUUCAUUGGAGAUGUUUUGUUUGUUGGGUAACGGCCUUAGCAAACCGAUACUAGCGCGAUGGGAUUACAUACCCCCAAAUCCCUCCCCCCCCACCCCCCAAGCACUUUCCUGCGCCUGAUCCACUUGCAUCGCAGCUCACGCCUCUUGUGAACCGCACCUUCUUGUGUCCGUGCGAAGCUAACAAGUUUCUGGAUGUGAAACCGGAGGCCACUUUGAAGGGCCAGCGUUCGAUUGUUUAACCUUGAAACGUGUUUGGCCUUGUUGUCUAGGUCAGGGUACACGUCGCCGUCGAAGGUGAAACACGUUAGCCAGCCAUGGCAAUGUCGAGGUUGGCGUCACGGUUAAUGUUGGGUUGAAAAGGUCGGUCGUCAGGAUUCUGCAGCGGGUAGCUUUAUUGACAAGCGGCUGUUGCACCGAUGAGUAAGUAAAGCAUUGUCGGCGCCAUGUUUUCUGGUUCCAAAAUAUAAUUCCACGAGGUCACAUGGCACAUUUGGACCAAUCGAACGGCAGUUUAACCCAUAGCAUUGACGAAUAGUGGACAAGUGGCGACGGAAGCAUUGGAGAGUUUACCUGAAGCGCUGAACCGACCUCCUGUAAGACUUGUCGAGCGCAUGCUGUCUCCAAAAUUAAAUGAGGAUUGCUCGGCGUUCCCGCAGAAAGCACAGAUUCUGUCCACCACGACAGCUUGUCACGCCAGAGCCACGGGUAAAUAUGUGCUAAAUUUGGAAUUAGGAUUAAAAGUUUAUAAUUACAUUUCAAAUCCAAAAUUUUAACCAGAAUAUGUAUUAGUCCCAUAAUCUGUUGUGAGAGGGGAUGAAGGCGGUGUGAGCUAUUUCUCAACCCUUUGCUCGCAAGAAAACGGAAGUGAAAAGAACAAAGUGUGAAAUAAGAUAAUACCGUGCUAGAUUUUCAGCAGUGAGAAUACUAAAGUAAGAAUUCCUGGCCACUCACUAUCUUAGAAAUUAACGCGCAAUUUUCGAACCAAAUUUUUUUUUUAUCAACCUAUGGGUGCUCUUUUUUGUUAUUUGACCCUUCUUCGUGCGCGUGUCUCUCGGGUAUCAACACGGCCCACGCCGUGCCAGAGGGGAUGGCUGCUCGCUGCAGAGGGAAUUUUGCACAACGACGCAGCCAACGCGGAUGGGGGGUAUCUGUGCUGGGUGCGUGGAGAGUCGGGGGGGGGGGGGAGGAAAAAUGCAUUUUGUUCGACCGUCGAUCAUUAGGAAUUCUGCCGUGGUCUUUGGCUCGUGGCUGAUGAGGAGCUCUGUGAUGAGGUUUUUUGGAACACGGCGCAUGUAGCGGCAAGAUUCUGGAAUGAUAAGCGGGCUGCAAACUAAAAUUAGGCCAUAAUUACAGCAAUUGUGUACAUAGCAUUAAUCUGCGGGGGCACUAAUAAGUAGGAACGUGACAGAUGGGUAUUUCAAAUGUCUUUACGAGCAUAACCAUAAAUUGGAAUAUUAUUUCUUUAUGAAUUAUAAACACCACUCAUUAAUCCGAAAACUUGCUGAUCGAUAAAUGCUUAUGAGGGCGAUCGAACUUGUAAUUUCAGAAAUUGCAACCACAACGUAAUAAUCAGGGGCGCGUUGAUCCGUUACGAAAAUUGGUUACAGCCGAAACGGGCAAUGUGGCACCCGUUGUCACGUGUCGUCAUCUCUCGACGGUCUCGCGAUGACGACACGUGACAACGGGCGUCUUGUGUCAGCUCUCGACGGUCUCGCGAUGAUGACACGUGACGACGGGCGCCACGUGUCAUCAUCGCUCGACGGUCUCGCGAUGAUAACACGUGACGACGGGCGUCACGUGUCGUCAUCGCUCGACGGUCUCGCGAUGAUAGCACGUGACGACGGGCUUCACGUGUCGUCAUCUCUCUACGCUCGGCUGAAGCCAGCCGCUGGUGCCGUUGCGAGGGUUUGCUGCUCGUGCUGGAGACGAUUUUCACAGCUCACCGUGUGGCUCGCUUCGGAGGCUGCCGGGGGGGGGGGGGGGGGGGGGGUGUCACGAUACAGCGGUCUCUGUUCCCCCGAUCGGGAUCGCAGGCCACGUCGAUGAUGACCAAUUGUGACGCAAUAAUUGCACGACGGGCGCAGGUGAAGCUUUAUUUUUUUUAACGAAUCAUUCGCGCGUGUAGAAUUACGUCAGGCCUAGUCAAUCAUGUUUACUUUUGAGUUUACAAAAAUGCUUUUUCGUAAUUGCGUAACUAUCGAAUGAUUGAAAUGAUUUACGCCGCUCGCAGCACAAGUGGACCCCUCACGUGCAUAAUCGUCAAUCGUGGAGCAAUAAUAAUAAUAGAGCGUGGGAAUCGUGAAGGGGGUUAUUUAAACGUGUUCGUAAGUCCGACACUAACACAUGCUAUGAUUACUUGAACGAAGACGAACGCCUUGUAAAUGUCACGCUGUGCGUGUGUGCGGGUCGACAUGUUCACCGUGAUUUUGCUGUGCCGAAUGUCGCCCUCCCCCCCACCCCCUUGUGGCCUCCCGUGCCCAACGUGAUGGGAGCGCAAGGCGCCUAGGUGUGUCUCAUUCCACAGGCGAACCCGGCAACGCCUUGCUUGUGAAAUGAUCCUGCAGGAAUGUUGUAUCCCACGAAUACAACACGCGUUGAGCGUCUAUCUCCCCCCCCCCGAAACCCCCUCUGUUGUGUUCAGACGGAGAACAAAUAAUUACUUAGAAAAUAUAUUUGAAUGAUUGUUUAAAUAAAUGAUACGUGUACUGUCGUGAUGGAUGAUAUAAUACGAAUAAAUACAAGACUUGUUAUGUAUCA